ACGAAAGAUGAUGAACUAAAGCUAAACACUUUCCAUCGUAAGCAACUCCGAAAGAUUAUUGGACUGAAAUAUCCACAUAGAAUAUCAAAUAAACACCUUUAUGAUAGAUGUACGGCGAGACCCGUGUCACUAGAAAUUUUAGAAUCGAGAUGGCGAUUAUUUGGCCACAUCCUGAGACAAAACAGAAACAAUCCUACAAACCUGGCAAUCGACUUCUACUUCACCGAGACCAAUAACAGAAAAUUCAGGGGACGUCCAAGGACUACAAUAAUCACAACUCUCCAUAACGACCUAUAGUAAGAUCCAGUCUACCAAUACUCAAUAUCCUGCUCAACUAAAAAUUUAAAAUGAUAUGGAGAAAUUAAAAUUACUGGCACAAAACAGACACAUUUGGAAAGGGCUCAUCGAGGAACUAAGUAAAGCGGCCGAAGCGGAACUGUCAUCGGACUUUUCGGUGAUACGGCGAUGAUGAGGAUGGUGAUGAGGCAAACUACAGAGGAUGUUCAAGAAAAAGAAACCAGCGACAGGAAUCCCAUUCUUACCAGGUCCUUCAAUGGAAACCUCAGAUGUCAGCAAUACCAAGGCAGGGCAACCAGAAUCAAAUCUAGGUUAUGUGGAUGAUAAGCACUUAUAUCUUAUUGCCAAAGACAUGAGACUGGAAGGCGAACAACUAGGCCGCAGCCUGGGUCUUAGUUGGAGCAAGAUACAACAAAUAUGGAGUGAUAACAGACGAUUGCUGGACUGCAUAAUGGAAAUGCUGACAGAAUGGAGAAAACAACAGGACUAUGAGACAAAUCAAGUUGAGUUAAUGUGCAGGGCUUUAAAAGAGCAGGCACUCACCGAGCUUGCUAACAAGGUCUUUGGCUCACAAACAUCAGAGGAUCAAUCAUCCCAUGUACAAGCAAGUACAGAUCAUCCUUGUGGAAGAUUACAUCGAAUGAACCAGCAACAUGAUGGUCAGUCACUCAGUAUUGAUACAGAUAUCAUAUGAUAAUGAUAAAAAUGAUGAUAGUGAUACUGGAUA
This is a messenger RNA of Anneissia japonica, 1024 nucleotides long. RefSeq lists its product as uncharacterized. Lineage: Eukaryota; Metazoa; Echinodermata; Crinoidea; Comatulida; Comatulidae. Gene Ontology annotation, biological process: signal transduction. Bases 500 to 991 code for a protein of 163 amino acids. The record is from RefSeq and is a predicted model, not a curated record. The transcript has 3 exons. Gene Ontology annotation, molecular function: protein binding.